Messenger RNA from Kalmanozyma brasiliensis GHG001, 999 nucleotides. RefSeq names its product Mitochondrial substrate/solute carrier. Bases 1 to 999 code for a protein of 332 amino acids. Gene Ontology annotation, biological process: mitochondrial citrate transmembrane transport. Lineage: Eukaryota; Fungi; Basidiomycota; Ustilaginomycetes; Ustilaginales. The transcript has a single exon. The record is from RefSeq and is a predicted model, not a curated record.
AUGAGCACCACUUCCUCUUCGUCGUCCACCAUCUCGGAAGCGGCCUCCAAAACCUACAGUGCGAUCAAAGAUGUUGCGCCUGGCCCGCGCAAGGCGGCAUCCACACCGACGCAAACCGCGCAGCGCAAGGACAAGCCGCUCUACUCGCUCAUAGCCGGUACCACCGCGGGUGCCGUUGAGGGCUUCACCACCUACCCGAUCGAGUACACCAAGACCGUCUCCCAGUUUGCCGCGAAAGCCGGCGAGAAGGCUCCUGGGCCCAUCACCAUCGUCCGCAACACCAUCGCCAAGGAUGGCUUUAUCGGUCUCUACAGCGGCUGCGGAGCGUUGGUGACGGGCAACGCAAUCAAGGCUGGUGUACGUUUCCUAAGCUACGACCACUUUAAGAGCAUGUUGAAGGACGAGAAUGGCAAACUUUCGGGUCCACGAUCGCUGCUGGCCGGAUUGGGAGCGGGGAUGAUGGAGGCCAUCUUUGCAGUGACCCCGUCGGAAACGAUCAAGACCAAGCUCAUCGAUGAUGGCAAGCGUGCCGUGCCCAAGUAUCCACGUGGGUUGUUCCCGGGCACAGCGGCUAUUGUAGCCGAAGAAGGGAUCAGGGGCAUCUACCGCGGUCUGUUCCCCGUCAUGCUCCGUCAAGGCGCAAACUCCGCCGUGCGUUUCGGAACGUAUUCGACACUCAAGAACUUUGUCUCUGGCAGCGCACGACCGGGACAGUCUCUUCCAGGUGGAAUCACGUUCGGCAUCGGCGCCGUGGCGGGGAUUGUGACGGUGUACGCAACCAUGCCGUUGGACGUCAUCAAGACCCGCAUGCAGACCCUCGAGGCUCGAACGAAGUACACAAACACGUUCAACUGCGCCGCGGUGACGCUGCGCGAAGAGGGCGUGCUGGCGUUCUGGCGCGGCGCCACACCGAGAUUGGCGAGGUUGGUGCUGUCGGGUGGGAUUGUCUUUACGGUGUACGAGGAGAUUAUGAGCGUGCUGGGCGCUAAGACGAUGUAA